GCCAUGUUAGAUAGUUGUAUUGUAGACCAUGUUAGAUAGUUGUAUUGUAGAGUUUUAAUGGUGUUGAAACUGAAGGCCGCAGCGAAAUGAACGGGGCGGGAGCCCAAGAGAUCGACGACAAGGGUAGCAUGUGGCAUUGGGGACCAAAGCUUCGCCUCUCUUGGCAUACCCUUGAACCCCCUUAAAGAUGUCGACAACGUCCAUAUAUUUACAGAAACUCCCCACUCUCUUCGUCGUCUCGCUGCAAACACCGCGCUCCAGUCUCCCUUUGGAAGAAUCCCAGUCAGCAUCCGGAAAGUACCUCGCCGAGAACCACGCCGACGAUAUAGCCAAACUCGAGAGAUACAUGAUUUACAGCCAACGCGUGUUCUACUUCUUCCUUUUCGUAGUCUUCACCAAUGUCGUGCUGACAUACUUCUUGAUCCUGCACCCAUCCAGGCUAUCUUGCAAACCCAAUGCUGAAUUAUGCGCAGCAUGUGCGGAAGCCAACCCUUCAUGGACCGACCUCCUCGCGGAAAGUAUCUGGGGAAAGGCGUCAACCGCAAUCUCAUCUACAUUGAUCAUAUGCUGGGCGGUCCAUAGCUAUCGUCGCCGCCGCUCUAUGGAAUUGAAGUUGAGUAGUGGGAGGAACAACCACACUUAACGUGAGCUUACCUCUCAUAUGAAAGAUUUUUGGAAGCACCACCAAUGUUGGAGCCUUAGAGCAUCGGAAGGACGGGUGGACGACGAGGAUAUCAAUAUCAAUAUGAAUACAAUGCCGGCAAAACUAUUCUCCGACCACGCGCUGCGCGAUGCCGUCACAGAACCCCCAAGGCUUCUUCCCAUGAGAGCAUCUAAGCUCCAUCUCACCUCCUCACCUCACCUCACCAACCUCAAAUCUCGAAACCAAGCCCAUAACUUUUACAACACCUACCAAUCAUGCCCCCCAAACGACCCACCCAACAACUAACCCACUUCCUCGCCCUCCCCCUCCACACCCCCACCUCCCUCCCCCCCUCCACACGACACUCCGCAC
Molecule: messenger RNA, 1015 nt
Organism: Pseudogymnoascus destructans
Lineage: Eukaryota; Fungi; Ascomycota; Leotiomycetes; Thelebolales; Thelebolaceae
Exons: 2
Coding region: 188-643 (151 amino acids)
Source: RefSeq, a predicted model, not a curated record